CCAGCGCCUGCUGUCAACCUAUCUCAGCUGCUGGCUAGCUAGCUUGUAUGCGGAGUGUAUGUACCAGUAAUGACUCCUGAAAUAAGUCUGCUUUAGUGACAUUUAGUCAGAACUAGUAAAACGUAACUGCUGAAGGCAAUGGGGCUACCGCAGAGCUCGUUACUGUCGGACGGAGGAGCUAAUUGUGGAUAUCAUGUCCACGGGGUUCAAGAGGACUCUCCUGCUCUGAAGGCUGGUCUGGAGCCUUUCUUUGACUUCAUUCUCUCUAUAGGAAACGCCCGACUUAAUAAGGAAAACGACCUGCUGAAGGAUCUUCUGAAGGCAAAUGUGGAAAAAGCAGUCAAACUUGAAGUGUAUAACUCCAAAACCCAGCGUGUGAGGGAGCUGGAGGUGACACCCAGUAAUAUGUGGGGCGGUCAGGGUUUGCUGGGGGCUAGUGUCCGCUUCUGCAGCUUUGAAGGAGCCAAUGAGAAUGUGUGGCAUGUCUUGGAAGUGGAACCAAAUUCUCCCGCCGCUCUCGCAGGCCUGAAUGCAUACAAUGACUUCAUCGUUGGAGCUGACCAAGUGUUACAAGAUUCCGAGGAUUUCUUUUCUUUGAUUGAAGCCAACGAGGGGAAACCUUUGAAGCUUUUGGUGUACAACACUAAGACGGAUCAGUGCCGAGAGGUAGUGGUGACUCCUAACGGAGCGUGGGGAGGCGAGGGAAGUUUAGGCUGUGGGAUUGGUUAUGGAUACUUGCACAGAAUUCCAACUCGUCCAGUUCAGCCUAACGCCCAGAAUAAAAAUGUUCUUCAACCAGUGCUCACUGGCAGCAGUGAAGAGGUAGUUGCAACUGAGCACACUGAGGUGGAGGUGCCUUCUACCGAUGAAUGUAGCCUAUCUACCGAAGAAGCACUGAAUCAAAGUGAGAAAAGCAUGCAAGAUCAGUCUUUAAUCUCAGCCACUCAGCAGCCACCAGACCGAGAUGCUUUCACCAUACUCGAUGCAACAACUUCAGAUUUAUCAGCCACUGUUUCCACUAAUGAGGAAGGCAGCAGCUCCAUGUUUGCUAAUUAUGGAGAUGACUCAGGUGAUCAGGGUAGCUUGGAUUAUUCAUCUUUUGACCAAAGACCUUCAUUUCCAGAGAAGCAAGGAGAACCAGACAUCCAGGAACCUGAGCAGAAGCCCGGUAUAGACCUGACUACCAGCACUUCUCCUAUCAGAGAGACUGCUGAAGACAUGGCUGGCCUCAAAAUUACCACCGAAAACCCGAGUAUCACAACAAUCCCCAAGGUACCAGAUGCUAACUCUGAGCCUUUAAGCUCAGUUGAGGUUGUGAGCGAAGAGAUGUUUGAGCCUGCUGGGCCAGGCAGUUAGCUGACUUUCAUAAAGAAUAUUCAAGAGCACACCAUGUUACAAAAAAGCUACCGUUAAUGAUUGUAAGCUGUUAUCACUGGGGCUGUUUUUUUUGUUUGUUUUUGUAAAAGAAUUGCGUUUGCAUACCAGUGCCACUGCUGCAUGCUAAAUUGCACAUUUAUGUUGACUUGAAAUUCUAGGAAUGCAUACAGUUAAUCCAACAUGAAUGUAUUCUGUAGUUUAGGCGUACUGUAUGUUUCAACAUCAAACAAGAUGAAGCCUUAGUUAAGCUGUCAUGCUGCUUAAAACAAUCCUGGUGUGCACAUUAAAAGCCCAAGGUAAAAAAUAAUAAUUAGCCUUACCUUGUUGCUCUUACAAUAACCACUGUAACACAGUACAAACACUGUAGAUUAAUGAUGUUUGACUUAAGUGUCACACCUGGACUUUUUUUCCAUUUUUAAAAAAAGAGGUUUUAAUUAAAGUUUGUUUUUACUUUCUCGUGGGUACUCAUACAGAAGGAUUUAAUCUCAGGCGUUUCCUAUUUAAGCCUUUUUGCCUUUAAUCUUGGUCAAAAUCUUCUGUCUAAUGUGAAUGAGUGGGCCGUGUGUGACGCAGUUCUCUGAUUGUUUUCUGUUUCUUCUCUUUUAAUCGAUUUUAGUUAGAUCAUGUCUCUGAUUUGUAUGGAAGAAUUGAAAAUAUACAGAUAUUUAUAAAUAUAUGUUCAAGAUAAACCUCCAUGAGUCUGUUUUGGUUUCUGUUCUUUCUUUUUUUGGGGCGGGGAGGUCCAUGCUGUUGUUAAAUCAAAAUGUCAUUAUAUUGCCAGCUCACACAUAUUACUGAUAUUUCCUGUGUCUAAUAUGAGUCCUGUCCACCCAGCGGAGUUCAUAUUUUGAGGCAGCAGAUGUCAGCAAACACCUCACGAUACAUCUCCACUGA
This is a messenger RNA of Neolamprologus brichardi, 2271 nucleotides long. Its product is annotated as Golgi reassembly-stacking protein 1-like. Gene Ontology annotation, molecular function: protein binding. Lineage: Eukaryota; Metazoa; Chordata; Actinopteri; Cichliformes; Cichlidae. Gene Ontology annotation, biological process: Golgi organization. The record is from RefSeq and is a predicted model, not a curated record. Gene Ontology annotation, cellular component: Golgi apparatus.